AUGGAAACCUGGACAGAAAAAACAACCCCCGAGGGAAAAGUAAAAACACCUGAGGAAGAAGAACAAACAUCGCACGAGGUGCUUACUCUCAUGCGUCGCCAAAAGGAACUAAUGAACUCAUUAUCCCGGCUCAUUAACGGUCGAGUUAAGGAAGAAGUUCCCAUUCAAUGCCUGGAGGCAAUGAAUAAACUCUGGAGCCAAAUUGAAGAACUACAUUAUUCAAUUUGGGAGAAGUGCGAAAACCCACUUACAGAAGGUUACGACAUGAACUCUUAUUCAGAGUUUGAAAUAAAAAUUCUGAAGAACCGAUCGUCACUAAAAGGACCUACCAAUAAUACAAGGAAUGAUCAUCUGUCAGUGCAGCUCCCAAAGAUGACAAUCCCGAAGUUUGACGGCGAUUAUCUAAAAUGGCAGACGUUUUCUGACAUCUUCACCAAGAUGAUACACCACCAAGAUUUACCGCAAAUACAAAAAAUGUGGUAUUUAAAAACAAAUGUGUCUGGUGAUGCAGAACGCCUGCUAAGGCACUUGGAACUGACAGAGGAAAACUACACGAUCGCAUGGAAGACUCUUCAAGACCGAUUUAGCAACAAAAGGGCCCAGACGUUGUCCCUUAUUCAAAAAAUUUUGGGUUUGCCGCAGCAAAACUCCGAAGUAAAAACCAUGAGAGAGUUUCAUGAUACAAUUCAUGAAUCUUUGGCAGCUUUGAAGGCUCUCAGCAUCGAUACAGAUUCGUGGGCUCCUCUGCUCAUUUAUCUAUUAACAAAGAAGUUAGAUCGACAAAGCCAUCUACUAUAUGAGCAAUCUGUCAAGAACCCUCGAGAACUUCCAACAAUAGAAGAAUUCCUCAAAUUCUUGAAGAGCCGUUUUGAGGCCCUAGAAGCUGUUGGGGGAAAAGACCGAACCAAGGUGGUAUCCAACAUUGCUACCUCCAACAUCGAUAACUGCAAGGUAUGUGGCAAUAAGAACCACCCAAUUUUUUAUUGCGAAAAGUUCCUGAAGAUGUCAGCCGCUGAGAGAUUAAGAUGGACGCAAAGACAACGAUUAUGCGUGAAUUGUUUCAAGGCCGAUCACACAGCAAAAACAUGUGUGUCACGAAGCUGCUCCAAGUGCACAGGCAAGCAUAACACCCUGUUGCACUUGGUACCAAAAAUUCCGCGUCCAUCCAACGCACCUACUGGCGCAACUACUUCAGAGACUACAACUGCUAAACUUAGCACAACGAAGACUUCAGAGAUUACAACUGCUAAACCUAGCACAACGAAGACUGAGGCUUCGGCACCAAUGACGGUAGCUACGAUUCAAAAGCUUAAUGACAACCAGGACUACGUGCUGUUGGCUACAGCAAGAGUUAUCAUCACCGCAAACAAUGGGCAAUCCUGUGUGGUCAGAGCGAUUUUAGACUCAGGUUCAUUGAUCAAUCUGGUAUCAGAGAGGCUUAUCAAACGCCUAUCUUUAUCACCCAAACCAUCAUCUCUAUGUAGCGAAGGCAUCGGACGAAGAACACGAAGCUCCACACAACGAGUCAACAUCAAACUUCAAUCGUCAAUUGGAAAGUUCAACUGCAGAGUGGAAGCAUUCAUCCUUCCAAGCAUCGCGUCACCUCAACCUACGCAGAAUCUGGAUACAACAACCUGGUCCAUUCCUGAAAACAUCAAUCUCGCAGACCCAAACUUUCAUCAAUCCGACAAAAUUGAUGUUCUGCUUGGAGCAGAAUUGUAUCAUCAACUCAUACGUCCAGAACAAAUACGAAUUGGUGACAAGAUGCCAUUGUUACAGAACACCGUCCUUGGUUGGGUUGUGGCAGGAAAAAUUGAAAACGUAGCUUACAACAAUGCCACUUGUGCAAUCUUCUGCGAAGACGAUUCUACUAAUGACCUCAUUGAAAGGUUCUGGAAACUGGAUGACUUCGAAGACUCGCCAAGAUCCAUGACGACAGCCGAGAAAUUCUGUGAAACACAUUUCACUCAAACAGUAACCAGGUCUAAUACCGGCCGCUUUGAAGUUCGACUACCAUUCCGAGAAAAUGGUGAAGCCUUGGGUGACUCAAGGCAAUUAGCACUCAACCGUUUUAUGUCAUUAGAAAGACGACUAAACAAAAACCCAACAUUAAGGAGCGAUUAUAUCAAAUUUAUGGACGAAUAUGAAGCAUUUGGACACAUGGAACAAAUCAUUCCAAACCGAUAUCCCAAAACCUCACUUCUUCAUCCCUCAUCACUGUGUACUUAA
Messenger RNA from Eupeodes corollae, 2229 nucleotides. RefSeq lists its product as uncharacterized. The transcript has a single exon. The record is from RefSeq and is a predicted model, not a curated record. Bases 1 to 2229 code for a protein of 742 amino acids. NCBI's taxonomy places the organism in Eukaryota, Metazoa, Arthropoda, Insecta, Diptera, Syrphidae.